AUGAGGCAGCUGGGGAAAUGUGAUGGAUGCAGGAAACGAAAGGUCAAGUGUGAUGAGCAAAAGCCAUCAUGUGGUGGGUGCCAGAAAGGAAAUCGACAAUGCAACUACUCCUACCCACACGGACGAGGCUUUGCACUGGUAAUUCAAGAUCCAAGCCAGAUGACAAGAUACGGAAGAUCCAUGACCACUUCGGUCAUUUAUCCUCUUAGUGCUCCGCAAAGCAGCGAUGAGUCUCCUACAUUAGACUCUGCCUCAAUAUCAUCUGCUGAGUUUGCAAUUGCCCCAGUGCCGGAUGUUUCUAACCUUCAUUUAAAAGGAGGUAUCGUGGCUUCAGAUGGACGCGGGAUCUUUCAGACGUUGGCACCAACCAAGAUGAAGCUCAAAAAAGUAUCAAGAAAAGUCGAGGCCAAUGAGAGAAGGAGAUUUAAUGAGCAUCUGAUCCGUCUGCUACAAGACACAUCCCUGGCAACCCAUCGACCUUCCUGCACAACCACAAGAAUAGCAGCUAUGUUCUCGGAUAUGCUUCGCCCAGACUCCACACGACACCAACAGUUCUUUGCUCUCGGCAAUUGGGUCUCGUCGGUUCCAUCGCGUGUUGGGUUCAGCCCUGCCGUCACUAUGGCAGCCGAGUUCCUGGUCCAAAGCUUCGACGCCCAUUACGAUCGGUCGCAUUCAAAGCACACAUCAGUAUUAAUUACCAAGAAUAAGGCUAUCAAAGAGCUACAGCUCUGCAUACUCGCGUCGCAGCAGCACCCGACCUAUGAUCUUGUGCUUGCGACUAAGCUGCACUAUGCUGCUGAGGUUCUUCUUGGAGUGGGGAGCUUGCAUUACGCCAUUCAUACGAUCGGUCUCAUGGACCUUCUUAAAUCCGGAGUUGCCUCUGGCGCCGAUUUACAUCACUUCUGGGACAUCUUAGAUAAUACCUACAUCGACGAUAUUACUAUGGCGAUGAUGGCUGGCAGACCAUCAAUAUAUGACAAUGAUGUGUAUCUGUCUGCGACACACCCUGCAGCGUUGAUGGAUCACAACCUCACUCAAUCACAGAAAACGACAAGAGCCAUGAUGCAUAUACUCAUACAAUGCCCUCGACUCACUGUAGCCAUACGUUAUGCAAUCCGAGAUCCGACCAACGUCAUUGCCGUUGCAACAGCGAUUUCCCUUGCCGAGAAACUAUGGCAUCUUACUCAACUGAGCGAUUUCGACAAUUUUAUCAAUGCAUCGAUCGAGCACACGGAUAAUGAAGUCGACGAUGCAGUGGCAGACAUUCUUCUUCGUGGCAUCCGCUUCAGUACUACCCCGGCCAUGGUCAUUGGAACAAGAUACUGGUUGCUUCAAGUCAUGCUCUGUGGUACCGUUGAUACGUUGUUCCGCAGAUUUCCUGCUGAGUAUGCCUUAUCAUUACUCCCCGAUCCUGACACUUUAUACCAAACGAAUACAGGGGCUGCGAUGCAGCUCGGUAGAAUGGUGUCUGGCCUUGGAGCGAACCCUUCACCAUUAAUAUUGGUUCGCAUGCACGGGCCGCUCUCAGUAUGCAUUGGAGCAUGGUACAGACAAAUCCGAUAUCUUACCUCGCGUUAUUCUUGCUUUGAUCAGGGAAACGCAGACAAACUCUUUGCGGCCGAGAGGAUGAAGAAGUGGAUCUCGACAAGAUGCAACGCUCUCUUGAAACUAUUACACAUCAACCCCGUCGACGAAGACGCCUUAAUAGAGGCAUUCGACUGCACGGCGGGCGAAGAGAUUGCCGACUGGAUACCCAGUAAAGUGGGCUACGGCCUUGAAGAUGGUGAGAUGGUCAUGAAGUUCGAGUACAGCGAUCGUACUGCGAAUGGCGACCUCCGUUUGCACGGUGGCACCGGUGCGACCCGGGUGAUUAAUGUUCGCAAUCCUGCAAAUUUUGGGCCCCAACACCUUCGAGCGUGGAUCCGAGGAAAUAGUGGGCCAUGCUCAGGUUAA
Molecule: messenger RNA, 1953 nt
Organism: Boeremia exigua
Lineage: Eukaryota; Fungi; Ascomycota; Dothideomycetes; Pleosporales; Didymellaceae
Exons: 4
Coding region: 1-1953 (650 amino acids)
Biological process (GO): regulation of DNA-templated transcription
Molecular function (GO): zinc ion binding; DNA-binding transcription factor activity, RNA polymerase II-specific
Source: RefSeq, a predicted model, not a curated record